Staurois parvus is the source of this 690-nucleotide messenger RNA. NCBI's taxonomy places the organism in Eukaryota, Metazoa, Chordata, Amphibia, Anura, Ranidae. The record is from the annotation of a GenBank genome assembly.
CGUUAUUCUGCAUGUUCACCACAGAUACUAAGAGAUUGUAUAAACGCAGUGCAGUCAUUGACCAGACAGGCUUUGUGUAAACUGAGCUUCGUUCAACCCAUACUGCAGACAUGGUCAGACUUGUUGCACCCAGCCUCAUCCUCUGUAGCAACUGCUCCCUCCUCUGUUCCAUCUUCCAACUCUUCUCUGUCCUCAGCUGCUCCAUUCAACCUGCCUUCCGUGGUUCAGCCUGGUGCCUCGGCACCCGCACUUCAGCCUGAUGUCUGUACCCAGCCUGAUGAACUGAUCCAGCCUGAUGAUCCUAUCACGCCUGAUGACCCAGUGCCCGCUGUUGAGCCAGACAAUCCGGUACCUGAUGACCCGGUGCCCACUGUCAUGCCUGGUGACCCGAUGCCCGCUGUCGAGCCAGACUAUCCAAUGCCUGAUGACCCAGUGCCCGCGGUCAUACCUGGUGACCCGAUGCCCGCUGUCGAGCCAGACUAUCCAAUGCCUGAUGACCCAGUGCCCGCUGUCAUGCCUGGUGACCCGAUGCCCGCUGUCGAGCCAGACGAUCCAGCGCCAGAUGACCCGGUGCCCGCUGUCGAUCCAGACGAUCCGGUACCUGAUGACCCAGUGCCUGCUGUCAUGCCUGGUGACCCGAUGCCCGCUGUCGAGCCAGACGAUCCAGCGCCAGAUGACCCGGUGCCCGCU